CGUUCUCUAACUCGAAUUGGAUCAGUUCCUUAGCACACAUUCACGAGACCUGACCAGAUCCUAAAACUCCUGCUCGCGAGAAAAAAAGGAUCCCCGCGGAAACAGUGAUCCGAGUGCGUGCACAGUGACUCGCUUGUCAAAAUUUCGAUUGGUAUCUCAACGAUCGAUUGCGAAGGCGGGAAGAUGACGGCAACAGUGGUGUUAUUGCUUCUCACGGUUACAGUAGCUUAUUCUCUGCCGCUCGCCAAUGUGCACGUGAAAUUCGUGUCGCCUCCCAAUGUGUACGAGCACAGCAUUACGACAGAUGUUCAUUCCUCUUCAGGCGAUCAAACGCUAGCGCAAAACUCAUUCAUCUCGAUUGGCCGAAGAAGCGCAACGAAGCGUAUCAAGAAUAACGAUUACGGUCAUAGAACGAAUUUGCGGCAAAAUCACUUACAACAUGCGAUACCAGUAACGAAUUCCGGAAGCGCCGAAGCUCUUUGGCCAGUUGGCGUUUUCUUGCCGCCAGUUGAUGUCAAUGAUCUCGGAUAUAGUUGGCACGAGACGCAGCGCGAGCUUCCCAAUUUCUACAAAUCGUCAGGACGAGAUCCGUAUUUAUUAACUGGUCGUGAAGCAAUGACGGCUGUCAAAUAUCUUUACAGCCUAGGCGAAUUAUUCUUCGACAAUUACCCGCACACGAAAGCACUGUUGCGAAAUCAGGAAGAGAGGAGACGAAACGGUCUGCACGGACAUGUUCUGAGCAGUCUAAAUCCCAGAUCUCCGUUUUACAGGAAAGGUGCCAGUCGUAAUUAAGCUAAGAGUGAUCGGAUUGAAAAGUUAUUUAUACUCAAACUGGCGAAAAAUUUUUGUGCAUAAGCUUAAUCUUACUUAUUAAUACGUAACAUUUUUUACUAAACCGUUUAAAGAAUUUUGUAAUAUAUUGAGAAACAAAAUAUAAAGAAUUAAAAAGU
Molecule: messenger RNA, 950 nt
Organism: Linepithema humile (Argentine ant)
Lineage: Eukaryota; Metazoa; Arthropoda; Insecta; Hymenoptera; Formicidae
Source: RefSeq, a predicted model, not a curated record